CCAUGACGUCAUUUGACGUUCAACCCAGGAAGUGGGUCGCUGGCUGUUGUUUGUGUUCGUUGGUCGCAAAUCGACAGGCUUUUUCUGAUUGAAUAUAUAUCGUUUUUUUACGGGCCGAAAUGGCGACGUUUAUUUCAGUCCCGUUAAAAAAGUCCUCCGAGGUGGAUCUGGUGAAACCGCUGUCGAAGUUUGUAACGGCCUCGUAUCCAGCGGGAGAGGAGCAGGCGGAGUAUAUCCGCGCCGUGGAGGAGCUGAACAAGCUCCGCAGGAACGCGCUGGGAAGGCCGCUGGACAAACACGAGAGCUCCCUGGAGGUGCUGCUCAGAUACUAUGACCAACUGUGUGCUGUGGAGCCCAAGUUUCCCUUCUCUGAAAACCAGCUCUGCCUAACCUUCACAUGGAAGGAUGCCUUUGAUAAAGGAUCGCUGUUCGGUGGCUCAGUCAAGCUUGCUUUGGCCAGUUUGGGCUACGAGAAGACGUGUGUGUUGUUCAACGCAGCAGCACUGGCCAGUCAGAUUGCCUCAGAGCAGAACCUGGACAGUGAUGAAGGACUGAAAGCUGCAGCCAAAUACUAUCAGCUGGCCAGCGGAGCAUUCGGCCACAUCAAGGACACGGUACUGUCAGCACUGAACAGAGAACCCACCAUGGACAUCUCACCCGAGACCGUCGGCACCCUGAGCCUCAUCAUGCUGGCUCAGGCCCAGGAGGUCUUCUUCCUCAAAGCCACCUCAGAUAAGAUGAAAGAUGCUGUCAUCGCAAAGCUGGCCAAUCAGGCAGCAGAUUUCUACGGCGACGCCUUCAAGCAGUGCCAGUACAAAGAUAACCUUCCCAAGUAUUUUUAUUUUCAGGAAGUGCUGCCGGUGCUGGCGGCCAAGCACUGCAUCAUGCAGGCCAACGCCGAGCUCCACCAGAGCGUCCUGGCCAAGCAGAAGAAGCGCUUUGGAGAGGAGAUUGCUCGCCUGCAGCAUGCAGCAGAGCUGGUGAAGACCGUGGCAUCUCGUUACGACGAGUAUGUGAGCGUUAAGGACCUGAGUGACAAGAUCAAUCGUGCCCUCACCGCAGCCAAAAAAGACAAUGACUUUAUCUACCACGAUCGUGUGCCUGAGGUCAAGGACCUGGAGCAUAUCGGCAAGGCAGCGCUGGUCAAAUCCACCGCCAUCACACCUCCAAUCAGCCAAAAAUUCACAGACUUGUUUGAGAAGAUGGUUCCCAUGGCGGUGCAGCAGUCCAUGAGCAUUUACAGUCAGAGGAAAACUGAGACUGUUAACAGACUGGUGGGAACGAUGAGGGAGGCCACCAAUCUCUGCAACGGGGUGUUGGCAUCCCUAAACCUGCCGGCUGCUCUGGAGGAUCUAUCAGGAGACUCUAUCCCACAAUCCAUUGCUGAGAAGGCCCGAUCCAUCGUACAGCAAGGAGGACUGCAGAGCAUCGAGCAGCUAAUCAAAGACCUGCCCGAGCUACUGACCCGCAACAGAGAGAUCCUGGAUGAGUCUCUGAAGAUGCUGGAUGAUGAAGAGACGACCGACAACGAGCUGAGAACCAAGUUCAACCAGCGCUGGAACAGAACCCCCUCUGGAGACCUGUACAAGCCCCUUCGCGCAGAGGGUGCUAACUUCCGCAACAUCUUGGACAAGGCAGUGCAGGCCGACCAGGUGGUAAAAGAACGCUACAGCACCCACUGCGACAUGAUCACCCUGCUGUGUAAACCAGAGAAUGAGCUCAAUGCUGCCAUCCCCUCCGCCAACCCCACCAAGACACUGCAGGGCAGCGAGGUAGUGAACGUGCUGCGCUCCCAGCUGGCUCAACUGGACGAGAUGAAGAAGGAGAGGGAGAGUCUGGAGGGAGAGGUCAAGGCCGUGACCUUCGACAUGUCCACCACCUUCCUGACGGCGCUCGCCCAGGACGGGGCCAUCAACGAAGAGCAGCUGUCACUCUCCCAGCUCGACCAGUUGUAUGGCGCCUACAACCAGCGGGUACAGGCCAGCCUCCGCAUGCAGGAAGACCUGCUGGCACAAGUUCAGACGUCCCACCAGGAGUUCAGCAGUCUGAAGCAGUCCAACACGGAGGCCAACCAGAGGGAGGAGGUCCUGAAGAAGUUGGCUUCGGCCCAUGACAGCUACGUUGAGAUCAGCAGCAACCUGCGCGAAGGCACCAAGUUCUACAACGACUUGACAGAAAUCCUGAUUAAGUUCCAGAACAAAUGCAGCGACAUCGUUUUCGCUCGCAAGACAGAGCGGGAUGAACUACUUAAAGAGCUGCAGCAGAGUAUCGCCCGAGAGCCCAGUGCUCCAUCCUUCAACGUUCCUGCCUAUCAGAGCACCCCAGCGGCCCCCGCUGCCGGCCCAACCCCUGCACCCAGGACCGUAUUUCAACCUCAACAACCCCAACAGCAGCCCCAGGCAAAACCCCAACCCCCAGCCAGGCCCCCUCCACCCACUGUAACCCCACAGGCAGCCUCCACCACUCCCACCACUGCGCCACCAACUGGCCCUCCCAGCAGCAACCCACCACCUGUGGCCCCACCCACCCAGGCUCAGGGACCACCUUACCCGACCUACCAAGGCUACCCAGGGUACUUCCAGAUGCCUAUGGGCUACAAUCCUUAUGCUGCUUACGGCCAGUACAACAUGCCCAACAUGCCCAACAUGCCCUACAUGCCCUACCAGGGGACUCCAGGACAGGCAGGAUACCCAGCAGCCCCCCCGGCCGGACAGCCCUACCCUGGGUACCCCCAGCAACCUCCCCAGCAUCAGCCCUAUUACCCUCAGCAAUAACUCUCCACUCCAUCCCCCCCUUUUCCUCCUCUCACAUGUUAACACCAAAUAAAAAAUACCCCCCCAGCAAUAACA
Messenger RNA from Thunnus maccoyii (southern bluefin tuna), 2849 nucleotides. RefSeq names its product programmed cell death 6 interacting protein (gene pdcd6ip). The record is from RefSeq and is a predicted model, not a curated record. Gene Ontology annotation, biological process: mitotic cytokinesis. The coding region runs from base 120 to 2774 and encodes 884 amino acids. Gene Ontology annotation, molecular function: protein binding. Lineage: Eukaryota; Metazoa; Chordata; Actinopteri; Scombriformes; Scombridae. Gene Ontology annotation, cellular component: endosome. The transcript is spliced from 18 exons.